AUGGUUUUGAAACGAGAGUUGGCAGCUCGUCUGCAUACCUGUCGUAUUUUCAACAAUAUCCAGUUAUCUGUAGCGAAUGAUAUCAGUAGAAUUACAGUAGCGUUCAGGAGUAGUACUAUCUUCACUUCCAUAUCGAGUCAUUUCAGAGGGGGUUCUACUCGUCCAUCUCCUUCUCGGAUCGAUUUCACCAGUAAAGAAAUCGAGGCACUUGCUUCAUCAGCGUCUCCGCCCGCUUCCGCCGAACUUCUGCCAUGGAUAAGAAAAAAUGAAAUUGGACGAGACGCUGUGAUAGAAACCCCAUUUGGAAGACGACAAGCCAUCUACUGCGACUACACAGCUUCGGCACGUGCUAUUCGUCCCAUCGAAGAUUAUAUUGUGGAUAAUGUGCUUCCUUUAUAUGGAAAUACGCAUAGUUCAGUGACUGUAACAUCUGAGCAGACUACUCUGUUCGUCCAUGAAGCGAGACAAGAAAUUCGGUCAAUGACUGGUGCUGGUGACGGAGAUAGCGUGAUUUUCACUGGUGCGGGUACUACAGCUGCCGUAGAAUUGCUAAUUCACCUGAUGCAGCCAGAAAAACUGGUCGUCAUCAACUCCAUCCACGAGCAUCACUCCAACUUAUUACCAUGGCGAUUCAUUGCAGAAGCUUGUUAUUGUGUGAAGGAAGCCGUAGAUGGAACAAUAGAUAUUGACGACUUGGUCCAUGUACUGGAGGAGUCUUGCAAAGCUCAUCCAGAUUGCCAGAUUUUGACAGCUUUUACCGCUUGUUCAAAUAUCACUGGGAUAUGCCUAGAUGUACAGAAAAUUACUGCCAUUGCCAAAAGGUAUAAGGCGAUAGUUGUAUGGGACUACGCAUCGGCUGCACCUUACGUUGAUAUUAAUGUGAAUGGCACACAACCGCUGGACGCAGUGUUUUUCUCUGGUCAUAAGUUUGUUGGAGGCGUUUCUACCCCUGGAGUACUCGUUGUCAAAAAAUCCUUGAUACGAACUACAAAUCCUAAGAGAAUCGGUGGAGGAACUGUGUUUUUCGUGUCCCCGGCUGGAGAGUGGUAUUUGAAAGAUGCUGAAUAUCGUGAAGAAGGUGGCACUCCCGACAGUGUAGGCAUAAUUCGACUUGCGCUAGCAGUGAAAUUGAAGAGGGCAAUAGGAGAACAAGCUAUAAUUGCUACGGAAACGCAUAAGUCUCAUAAAUUCCUCGAAGGCUUGCAAAAAUGCGACAAUGUUGUGUUGUUAGGAGCUCCAGCGGUUGGGAAUAGGCUUGCAGUAUUUUCGUUCCUUGUGAAGGAUCCCACCUCUGGACUAUUUUUCCAUCAUAACUACAUUUCUGCCUUGUUGAAUGAUUUAUUCGGCAUACAGUCUCGUGCUGGAUGCAUGUGUGCAGGGCCUUAUGCACAAUUUUUGAUGGGUAUUGACGAGCAGCUAGCUGCGCAAUACCUGGCUGCGCUGCGUGAGGCUGAAGGACUAGAUCGAACGCAUCUUCGAAGAGUUGGAGAAUAUUCCUCUCAAGAAAUGCUCCGACCAGGAUUUACAAGAGUGUCGAUUCCAUAUUUCUGGUCAGAUGAGCAGGUAGAUCAUCUUGUCGAUUGUAUCCGCUUUGUGUCCGAACGAGCCGCCGACUUCAUUCACUUGUACCAACUGAAUUGUGAGAGUGCCGAAUGGCAUCAUCAUAAACAACGCACUUUUCACGCUCGAAAGUGGUUAGGUUAUGUAUCAUUCACCAAGCAUGGUAUGGUAAUUGAAGAGAAGAAGAGAGAUACAUCCGAUCCUGUGCUACCCGAAAAGUCAAUUGAAGAGGCUGAACGGCUAGCUGAUGAGAGCCUGGAGGCGGUGGAAAAGACCGUUGUGCCCGAUGGCAGAUUUGCGAUCGACGAACGUCACGCUCAUUUGCGCUGGUUUGUGCUCCCCAUCGAGGUGACUGAACGCGCAAUGGGAAUCUCUGUGGACUACCCAAAUCCGCCUUUUGUACCACGAAAAUAUUCGAAAGUAGUUGCAGAGAUGACUGGAGAAAUAGGAACUGAACUGCAAACCUCAUGCAAUGAGCAAAUCAAUGGAGAUAGCAUUGCUGCAAACGGCGUUACCGAGCCUGAAAUUUAUGAGGACACAGAAGAUUCGGAAGAGAAAAUGAGCAAGCACUGUGAAGAUAGUUGUGAUCCAUGCAGUUCUGGAGAUGUAGCUCAAUGCUCACUAGAUUCAGCUGAGCGAGGCAAUGAAAGAAUGGGAGACCUUGGUACCGAUGAAGAUCCUGAGGAGGUUAAGGAUUCGGAUGACUGGGAUAGGCGCGUAAUAGUGCGCAAACGAGAACUGGUCCCCGAGGAAGAAGCUAAAUUACCGUGGCAUGCACCACCUUUAGAUAUGUACAAGAGGGUUACGGAAGCUAUACAUGGUUUGGGUAUGAUAAAGGAAGGCGACAAAAUUUUGGUAUGCUUAUCUGGUGGUAAAGAUUCGCUCUCCCUGUUGCAUAUUCUACAUUUUUAUCAAAUGAGGUGUAGAAAGAAUAAGAGCACGAACUUCGAGCUCGGCGCGAUUACAGUAGAUCCUGGAUCAACAGCAUAUAAUCCUCGCCCAUUAAUUGAAUAUUGUCGAUCUUUGAAUAUCGAUUAUUUUUAUGAAGAACAAGAUAUAAUCGGACAUGCAAGAAAAAUAGAGAAUUUGCGUUCGAUCUGUGCAUACUGUAGCAGAAUGAAAAGGGGACGAUUAGCUGCUGCAGCUCAUCUUCAUGGAUGGAAUGUAUUGGCGAUGGGCCAACAUCUUGAUGAUGUAGUGGAAAGUUUCUUCAUCGCUGCUUUCCAAAAUGGUAAUCUGAGCACAAUGAAGGCGCAAUAUCUGACUCGCGAUGGAACGUUGAGAGUGAUUCGCCCGCUGAUCUUUGUUCGGGAACGAGCACUGCGCGAGUUUGCCGAUUUCCGUGGUUUGCCAGUUGUCGCUGAAAAUUGUCCAGCUUGUUUCAAUCAAGCGACGGAAAGACAUAGAAUUAAACAGUUGCUGGCCCAACAAGAGCUUAUCUUUCCUGAUCUGUUCAAUUCACUGCGGUCGGCUCUUCGUCCAUUGUUGUUGGUUGACUCCGCGAGAACAGAUCAGAUGCGUGCAUUGGCGAUAGAAAAUAUCAUAAAAUUCAACAAAGGAAAAGCUAAAUAAUAUUUUAUCCAGAAAGUGUUAAGCUUAUGCGAUAUUGUUUAUUAGCUCCAAUUUCCAGAUUAUGAUGUUUGGAUCAAAGAUCCGUUGUUGCUGUUAUCUGUGGCGUAUUCAUACGCAGUUACCGAAGUGUUGUUAGAUUUACACUGAAUGUGUGAUAUUAUCAAAUUUCACUUGUUUCGUGAAGAAUCUGUUAUUGCGCUAUUUCAAAUAGCUGUCCAGUCCAGUUUUUUGAGUUCCGAAACAAUAUUCUAUUGAUAGAAAUCUAAUAAAAAUCACAUUCGAG
This is a messenger RNA of Cylicocyclus nassatus, 3415 nucleotides long. The record is from the annotation of a GenBank genome assembly. NCBI's taxonomy places the organism in Eukaryota, Metazoa, Nematoda, Chromadorea, Rhabditida, Strongylidae.